Falco peregrinus (peregrine falcon) is the source of this 944-nucleotide messenger RNA. It is a transcript of the gene FHIT, whose product is annotated as fragile histidine triad diadenosine triphosphatase. Gene Ontology annotation, biological process: diadenosine triphosphate catabolic process; intrinsic apoptotic signaling pathway by p53 class mediator; negative regulation of proteasomal ubiquitin-dependent protein catabolic process. The coding region runs from base 180 to 626 and encodes 148 amino acids. Gene Ontology annotation, cellular component: nucleus; cytoplasm; plasma membrane. The record is from RefSeq and is a predicted model, not a curated record. Gene Ontology annotation, molecular function: ubiquitin protein ligase binding; bis(5'-adenosyl)-triphosphatase activity. NCBI's taxonomy places the organism in Eukaryota, Metazoa, Chordata, Aves, Falconiformes, Falconidae. The transcript has 9 exons.
GCUACAGGCCGGCGCGCAGCGCGCCCCGCUCGGCCGGCGCCACGCAUGCGCCUUAGGAGAGGGAGUAUUAAUUAUACAAAAAAGUCUGUUAAGAAGUCAAGGUCCAAGGAACUGGUAAAGAUUAGGCAAUAGAAGAAGCUUCCUGCAACCUCCUAAUACCCUGAAGAUUAACAUUUAUCAUGCUGAGAUUUGGGCAGCACCUCAUUAAGCCCUCCGUGGUCUUCCUGAAGACUGAGCUCUCCUUUGCUCUGGUGAACCGCAAGCCGGUGGUCCCAGGACAUGUCCUUGUUUGUCCUCUCCGGCCAGUGGAACGUUUCCGUGACUUGUGUCCUGAGGAAGUCGCCGAUUUAUUUUGUACAGCGCAAAGGGUUGGCAAUGUGGUGGAGAAACACUUCUGCAGCACUUCGCUCACCAUUUCAAUUCAGGAUGGCCCCGAAGCUGGACAAACGGUGAAGCAUGUUCAUGUCCACGUGCUUCCAAGGAGGGCUGGAGACUUCAGCAGGAAUGUCGAUGUCUACGAGGAGUUGCAACGACAUGACAAAGAGGAUUCCCCUGACAAGUGGAGGACAGAAGAAGAAAUGGCAGCUGAAGCAGCAAUACUGAAGAAGUAUUUUCAGGAAAAUUAAAGGUAACAAAGUGUUUGAAAAAUAUCCUGUGACAUAAGAAACUUCCCAGAAAGACAGACCUCAUUCUCCGGUUCUCAGUGGCCCUGGAGCUGCAGCUGAGCAAUUUUAUUAUGUUCUACAAAUAUGGGAUUCUUCCAUGAAAAAUUUUAUUGGACCUUUGGAUAUCAUCAAGGUUGAAUUUCAGCUAAGACAACUAACAGCACUGAUUCAAAAUAUUGCUCUGAGUAGUAACUCAUAUUUUUCUGAAUUGUGUACUUGGGAACGAAUCUUUUUAAAUUGUCCCUUGGCCUAAAUUGAAAUAAAGUGCUAGCAAAAUCA